CCUGGAAGCGCUGCCCCCUGUGUGAAGCCCCCGUAGCAGACUGCAGUUGGUACCUGCCGGCCUCGCAGCCGUUGGCAGCACUGACUGCGUGCCACAGCCCUGCCGCUUCAGGCGUCUGUCGCAUUUGUAGCGAGUAGUGUCCAGUGUGACGUUCUGCGUUGGGGUUUCGUGCUGCUGUUUCUGCGCCGAGAAUUUCUUCUGCUACGCCCACACCCUUAAUAAGUUCCGGAGGUUCAGAACACCACAACCGAGGCCCUGGCCGCCCUGCUAGACGGGGGUGACGGCGCCCUGGUGACGCUGGUGGCGGGCGAGACGAGGGUGGCGGCUCACAGGGCCGUGUCGGCGGCCGCGAGCCCCGUGUUCGCAGCGAUGUUCGCGCACGACAUGCCGGAGGCCAGCUGCGGCCAGGUGAGCAUCGACGACGUGGAGGGCCCGGUGCUGAAGCUCCUGGUCGCCUACACGUAUACCCUGCAGGCCCCCCAGCUGCCCGACACGGCCCACCAUUUGCUGGCAGCGGCAGAGAAGUACGGCUUGUCGGCCCUGAAGGCUGCCUGCGAGCGGCAGCUGAUCUCGCAGUUGGCCGUCGAGACCGCAGCGGCGACGGCCGUCACGGCAGUGAGGCACCCGUGCCCGGACGCCACCAGGGCUGCCGUCGCCUUCAUAAAGGACCACCUGCAGGUGAUGGCCACGCGGGGCUGGGCGGACGCUGUGCUCGAGUACCCGCAAGAAGUCAUUGAAGUCAGCAGAAUGCUCGGUGGGCCACCAGCAGAAGACAGCUCGCCGACCGCCACAGGGGGCGGGUCCACCCCCAACUCUGACCGUCAACCCCACAGCGGCCACAGCCGGACUCCUGCUGCAGCUGCACUUCCCACGUCUGCCCGACACACCCCUCCACCUGAUGACGCAGCCGUCUCUCGCUUCCGGGGCGGGGGCGGGCGGACCGCCCUGCACUGGGCUGCACGGAGUGGCCACGCGGCUGUGGUGCGGCUGCUGCUCUCUGCGGCGUCCGACCCCAACGCCAGGACUCAGUGGGGGCAGACGCCGCUGCACGUGGCGGCAUCGUGUGGCCACACACAAACUGCGGCAAAAUUGCUGCGGGCCGGAGCCGACAGGGGGGCGACGGAUGAGUGGGGGAGGACCCCCCUGGACAUCACCACGCGGCAGGACGAUCAGAAGCUCGUCGAGAUUUUAACACAGCAUUAA
Schistocerca americana (American grasshopper) is the source of this 1203-nucleotide messenger RNA. Its product is annotated as ankyrin-3-like. Gene Ontology annotation, molecular function: protein binding. Lineage: Eukaryota; Metazoa; Arthropoda; Insecta; Orthoptera; Acrididae. The coding region runs from base 370 to 1203 and encodes 277 amino acids. The transcript is spliced from 4 exons. The record is from RefSeq and is a predicted model, not a curated record.